This is a messenger RNA of Aspergillus homomorphus CBS 101889, 1559 nucleotides long. Its product is annotated as cytochrome P450. The record is from RefSeq and is a predicted model, not a curated record. The coding region runs from base 1 to 1284 and encodes 427 amino acids. NCBI's taxonomy places the organism in Eukaryota, Fungi, Ascomycota, Eurotiomycetes, Eurotiales, Aspergillaceae. Gene Ontology annotation, molecular function: monooxygenase activity; heme binding; oxidoreductase activity, acting on paired donors, with incorporation or reduction of molecular oxygen. The transcript has 3 exons.
AUGAUCUUAGCCAUCGGGCUGGCAACCCUGAUCGCCGACUGGCACGACCAGUACGGACCAAUCAUCUGCGUGCGGUUCGGCAGCCUGAAGAUCAUCUUCCUGGGGUCGUACGAGGUGGUGCACGAGCUGCUGGAGAAGCGCGGCAGCAACUACAGCUCGCGGCCGCAGUUCCUGGCGGACCGGGUGAGCAACGGGCUGCUGCCGACCUUCCUGCCGUACGCCGAGAAGUGGAAGGCCCAUCACCGGCUGCACAGCUCGCUGCUGACGCUGCAGGCCAGCCAGCAGUACCAGGCGCUGCAGGAGGUCGAGAGCCUGCAGCUGGUGUGGGAGCUGUUGGAGCCACACGCCGACUUCGCCGCCCGCUUCCAGCGCUACGCCUCCAGCCAGAUCUUCGCUCUGGCGUACGGCAAGCGCAUGCCCCGCGGCGAUGAGGAGCAGGUGCGCGAGCUGGACGAGAUCAUGGCGGGGAUUCUGCAGGGCAUCAAUCUCGGGAAUGAGGUCUUCCCGGUCCUGAAGUACCUGCCGCGUCCUCCCUCCCCAGACCAUCCCACAAGCCUCCUCUCAACCGCAGACCUAUGGUACAACAUCGGCGCGCUCUACGAAGCGGGAACAGACAGCACAGCGAUCCUGCUGGAAGUCUUCAUGCUAGCGAUGGUACUGCACCCAAUUGCGCAGCGCCGCGCCCAGCAUGAGCUCGACACCGUCCUCGGCACCACCCCGCGCCUCCCAGCCCUCACCGACCUGUCCUCCCUCCCCUACACGCGCGCCCUGAUCAGCGAGCUCCUCCGCUGGCGCCACCCCAGCCCAGGCGGCCUGCACCACGCCACCACUGCCGCAGACUUCUACCGCGGGUUCCACAUCCCCGGGGAUACAGCGGUAGUCGCCAACCACUUCUCGGCUGAUACCGAUCCGGCGCUGUUCCCCGACCCGCUGGCCUUUGAGCCUGAGCGCUGGCUGCGCAACCCCGGGCUACCUGUUAGCGCGUUCGGAUUCGGCCGUCGUGCGUGUCCUGGACGGUAUCUUGGGUGGAAUUCUGUGGCGAUUGCUGUUGCGCGGUUGCUUUGGGUUUAUGAGAUCGUUCCCCAGCGGGAUCGCUUAGGGAGGGAGGUGGUUCCUGAUCCGUGGGAUUUGACGCAGGGGAUUGGCGUUAGGCCGCGUUGUGUUAGGGCUCGGGUUCGGGUGCGUGGGGGUUGUAUUGGGGUGGGGGAGCGGAGGGGGAUUGUGGAGAGGGCUUGGGAGGGGCUUGGUGGGGAUGUGGAUCUUCGGGAGUUGUUGGGGGUGUGAGGGUUUAGAAUUGAGGUGCACCAGGAAGUUGAAAGGAAGAGGGGUCCGGGGGUUCUCCCCCGGAAUACUUUAACACGGUUCAUAUAAGAUUGAGGUACACCAGGAAGUUGAAAGGAAGAGGGGUCCGGGGGUUCUCCCCCGGGAUAUCCUAUACCAGUGGUUUAAGAUUGAGGUGACCAGGAAGCUGAAAGAAAAGGGGGGUCCGGGGGUUCUCCCCCGGGAAUCCUAUGGUUUAAGAACUUUAUCCCCUGUGGUAAGGAGUUGAGAAUGUUAGU